AUGCAUUCACUACAGCGUUCCCUCUGGUCCGUCCGCGAGUAUCUCAGUCCGGUCCUCAAAGAGAGCAAGUUCAAAGAGCACGGCCGCAUCACCCCCGAGGAGUUCGUAGCCGCAGGCGACUUCCUGGCCUACAAGUUCCCCGUCUGGAAAUGGGAGUCCGGCGAGUCGUCGAAAGCGCGCGACUACCUCCCCGCCAAUAGGCAGUAUCUGCAGACGAGUGGGGUGGCGUGCCUCCGGCGCGCGAGCACGCUCGCGUACACAGACGCGGACGAGGACGCGGAGCGGCUGCUCAACUUCGCGGACCCGGGCGCGGGCAAGGAGGAGGAGUGGGUCGAGACGCACGCCGGACGCUCCGCCUCGCACGACACCCCACAGAACGUGGGCACGAUCGACGACAUCCCCGACGUCGACGACGCGGACGCGUCACAUGCGAUGGGCGGACUCAGCCUCGGGAGCGGCGCGAAGGGCGAGCCGGCGGAGAUCCCGGACAUGGACGAGAUCCCAGACAUGGAGGAGGACCUAGAGGAGGGCGAGGACGAGGCGACGGCGGCGCCCGUGGUUGCAUCUGCUGAGGGAGAGAUCGAGGUGGCGAAGGGCAACCUGCUGCAGGUGCGGACGUACGAUGUCAUGAUCACGUACGACAAGUACUACCAGACGCCCCGCAUUUGGCUGGUCGGCUACGACGAGAACGGCACGCUCCUCACGCCUCCGCAAAUCUUCCAAGAUGUCUCAGCCGACCACGCGUUCAAGACGGUCACGAUCGAAGCCUUCCCGCACAAGUCGUUCCAAGCCGCGUCGGUGCACCCAUGCAAGCACGCGAGCGUGAUGAAGAAAGUCAUCGAGCGCAUGAACCAGGGCGUGAUCGAGGAGCAGCAGGCCGCUCGCAAGGCCGGGGCGGACAAGAAGAAGUGGUUCCGCCGCGGGACCGGCAACGGGAAGGACGACAAGACUCCGCCGACGCCUGGGGAAGAUGAGAUCGAGGGCAUGCGCGUCGACUUCUACCUCGUCGUCUUCCUCAAGUUCAUCGCCUCAAUCGUGCCCACGAUCGAGGUCGACUCGACUGCUGCCAUGUGA
Messenger RNA from Epithele typhae, 1074 nucleotides. RefSeq names its product autophagocytosis associated protein. Gene Ontology annotation, cellular component: cytoplasmic ubiquitin ligase complex; cytosol. The record is from RefSeq and is a predicted model, not a curated record. Gene Ontology annotation, molecular function: Atg8-family ligase activity. Lineage: Eukaryota; Fungi; Basidiomycota; Agaricomycetes; Polyporales; Epitheliaceae. Bases 1 to 1074 code for a protein of 357 amino acids. The transcript has 7 exons. Gene Ontology annotation, biological process: nucleophagy; autophagy of mitochondrion; autophagosome assembly.